AUGUUUAAAAUCCGAAUAGAUGGCGGAAAAAGUGGUCAGAAUGCCGGGGUCAGAAUAUGGAUUAUUAAAUCAUAUGUAAUUUUAGAGAAAGAGAAAAUGGGACAGAAGCGGGACUUUACAGAGAGACUAAAGAGAGGACCAGGCAGAUCGUCAAAGAAGCAAAAACCGCCUCAGAUGCCUGUUCAAUUUCGUAAAGAUGAAGAUGAAGCACCUAAAAACCUUUCCAGUAGAGCCAAAAAGAGGAUGAAGAAUCGUUUAAAGAAGAAAGCCUCACUUGAAGCAGGAAAAGCCAAGAAGCCAAUUAAGAAUGUAGUAGACCUUGGCAGUGGAGGAGAGAAGAGUGAUAGUGAUUUAAGUGCUUUUUCCUCUGAUGAUGAAGAUCUAUUCCCUGACCAUGAUGAAGUAGAAGCUCCAUUGGGUGAAUCUGACAGUGAUGCAGUUGAAAGUGAUGAGGAAGAUGUUAGUGGAGAGGAGGAGGUUGAAGACAGUGAUGAGACAGAAGAAGCACAAGGGCCUGCUAAGAAAAAGUCCAUACAGAAAGGAUAUUCUGAUGACAACAAGUCUUGGUUGACACCUUCCAAGAAAUCCAGUUUGCCUAUGGAUGAUGAUGAGUCUGAGGAUGAAGAUGAAAGUACGGAUGAUGAAGAUGAUGACAUGAAAGAUGACUUUAGUGACAAAGAGGAGAGUUCCAAUUCAGAGGACAGUGAUGAAUCAACUGAUGGAGACAAUGAUGAGGAUGGCGACGAUGAUGAAAAGCUGCUCCCCAUAGAGAAGGCCACUAAAAGACUGAGAAAGAAGCAGAAGGAAGAUGAUAAACUGGCAGAGGAAGAGCUCCAGACCAACAUUGCAGAGACUGAGACAUUUAUUCUCCCCAGUGGACAGGAAAUUGAAAAAGAGUUGGUGCAAGCUGCAGAUCUGACACUGGUGCAACAGAGGAUCAAAGAUGUCAAGGGGGUCCUUGGAGACUUCACCAACAGGCGGCAAGAUGGCAGGUCUAGGAAGGAGUAUCUGAGACAAUUAAGAAAGGACCUAUGUACUUACUACAGCUACAAUGACUAUCUAAUGGGAGAGCUCAUGGAACUAUUUCCUAAUGAGAUUGUUGAUUUCCUUGAGUCUAAUGAAGUCCAAAGACCAGUCACCAUAAGAACCAACACAUUGAAGACUCGCAGGCGGGACCUGGCACAGGCAUUGAUCAAUCGUGGAGUGAACCUGGAUCCCAUAGGCAAGUGGUCAAAGGUUGGCCUUGUGGUGUAUGAUGCACAAGUUCCCUUAGGUGCCACCCCAGAAUACCUAGCAGGACACUACCUUCUACAGGGGGGCUCCAGCUUUCUCCCAGUGAUGGCUCUAGCCCCACAGGAGAAUGAGAAGCUACUUGACAUGUCUGCAGCUCCAGGGGGGAAGACAACAUAUGCAGCUGCUUUAAUGAGAAACACGGGUCUAAUAUUUGCGAAUGAUGCCAAUGAAGACAGAGCCAAGGCCAUAGUGGGCAACAUACACAGAAUGGGUAUUACCAACACUGUAGUGACCACAUAUGAUGGGAGGAAAUUUCCCAAGGUAAUGAGGAACUUUGACCGUGUGUUGCUAGAUGCACCAUGCAGUGGUACAGGUGUUAUAUCAAAAGACCAGGCAGUCAAAAUUAACAAGGAUGAAAAAGACAUUGCCAGAUGUGCCCAUCUACAGAAGGAGCUGCUCCUAGCUGCUAUUGACUGUUGUGAUGCCAAGUCUAAGACUGGAGGAUACAUCAUCUAUUCUACAUGCUCUGUUAUGUACCAGGAGAAUGAAGAUGUUAUUGAGUAUGCCUUGAAGAAACGCAAUGUUAAAUUGGUGUCUACAGAGCUGGACUUUGGCAGGGAGGGAUUCACUAAGAUGCAAGGCAAGAGGUUCCACCAGAACAUGAAGUUGACUCGCAGAUUCUACCCUCAUGCACAUAACAUGGAUGGCUUCUUCGUGGCUAAACUGAAGAAAUUCUCCAACAAAAUCCCUGGACAAGAAUCUGCAGGAGCAGAGGAAGAGAGCAUUGACACAGAGGAUAAGAAGGAAUCUGAUGAUGAAACCACAUCAUCGCCUAUAUCCUCCACUACAGAUAAAGCACAACAGAAAGGACAGAAAAAUAAAAAUAAUCAAAGAGAUAAUUCAAAACCAAGAAGUAAUCCCAAGAAACGCAAAAUAAUUGAAAGUGAGACUGCCGAUAAGGAAGAGAAUAGUGAGGAUGUUUCAAAAUCUGAGUCAGUUAAAAAACAGAAAAUGAAAAAGUCUCAAUCAUCUCUCUCUCCAAGUGGUAAAUCUAAAGUGAAGAAAGGUUCUACUCCAAGAAAAAAUAAAGGAAAGAUUUUUAAGAGGAAGAAAAAGUAUUAAUAGAGAACUAUCUGAUGUUGGAAUCAGCCUUAAAAUAAGAAUAAGAGAAAAAAAUAAAAUACACAUUUUUGCAUUUGAAUCAUCACCAUUACAUUAGAUAUCAUGGACAUUUCUUGACAUUUUUUUCUUGGCGUUUUUUUUUGGCCCACCCUGUAAAUACAAUUAUAUUUGUAAAGGCAUAGUUGUUCAUCCCUUCUUGCAAGAUUCUACCCUCAAGGUGUCAUCUUGCAUGAUGUCCAAGUAUAAAUACCAUAUGUACAAUAUUAUUAUUUAAAUUACAUUAAAAUAAAGAUGAAUUAGUGAAUAA
Molecule: messenger RNA, 2662 nt
Organism: Owenia fusiformis
Lineage: Eukaryota; Metazoa; Annelida; Polychaeta; Sabellida; Oweniidae
Source: the annotation of a GenBank genome assembly